This is a messenger RNA of Cordyceps fumosorosea ARSEF 2679, 1059 nucleotides long. RefSeq names its product Borealin-lik. Gene Ontology annotation, cellular component: chromosome passenger complex; spindle midzone; chromosome, centromeric region. Bases 1 to 1059 code for a protein of 352 amino acids. Gene Ontology annotation, biological process: mitotic sister chromatid segregation. The transcript has 3 exons. NCBI's taxonomy places the organism in Eukaryota, Fungi, Ascomycota, Sordariomycetes, Hypocreales, Cordycipitaceae. The record is from RefSeq and is a predicted model, not a curated record.
AUGGCUCCUGCGAGAUCAAAGAAGCGAGGCUCCGAUCAGUCUACUGCCUCGACCAGGCAGCGCGGCGUCAAGGUCCCCGUCAAGGAAGAGCCUACUACACCAACAGAGCGAAGUCCCAUCAAGAGGAGAAAAGCCGGCAUCACACUCCACCAAAAGCAAACUUUGAUCCAGAAUCUGCAACUAGAAAUCACUGAGAGAGCCAGACGACUUCGUGCUCAGUACCACCUCCAAGCCCAGGGCCUUCGAUCGCGAAUAGAAAUCCGCAUUAACCGUAUUCCUACCGCGUUACGCAAAAUGAAGAUGGGAGACUUGCUUAUCAAGUAUAUCAAUCAAGAGCAGGCGGCUCUGCGGCCUCCUGUGCCUGCCAAGGAUGGUCCUCCGGGGCGCAGCACAGCUCAGAAGCAAAGCUCACGCCCCAAUACUGCCCGCAGCAACAAUAAACGGUUUAGCACCGAAAUCUCUGGUGGAGACAAGGAAAACGAAAUCGAUGGCGAGACGAUGAAAAAGCGCGUUCGCGCGGCCAUGCAAGACAACCCUCUUCGUCCGACACAAAUCUUGUCGCCGACGUCAUCAAACUGUCGAGUCACCAACCGCGAGAUUCCUGCGUCACCCGCUAGGUCGUACCUCAACCGACCGGGCUCGCCCUUAAAAGUGGGAGGUGCGCGCUCUGCGGCUUCUGCUACAACUAUGCUUUCCAACAUGGUGGAAAAGGCCAAGGCCGCACGUGCCGCAAGCACCAGAAAGACUACCACAUCAUCUGCCGCCAGCUCGCGAGGUACGGCUGCGCCACCAGCCAGCGCGGCAAAGACGCGACGAGGCGCUCCGGCCAGGCAGCAGCCUUCACGCCCGGCCACUCGCACCGGACGCCGCGUGAGCGCUCACAGUGAAACGAGUGAGGCAAGCAAUGGCACAGUUGUGCGCAAGCCUGUGGCGUCCAAGGCGAGCACGGCGACGGCGAAGAAAUCAGUCAUGGGUAGCAUCCGCAAAGGUGUAGCCAGCAGCAGAGCCACGGCGCCUACGACGAGCAGCUCCGGAAGGGUUCUCCGCAAGCGCACCUGA